Molecule: messenger RNA, 910 nt
Organism: Rosa rugosa (rugosa rose)
Lineage: Eukaryota; Viridiplantae; Streptophyta; Magnoliopsida; Rosales; Rosaceae
Exons: 6
Coding region: 39-623 (194 amino acids)
Source: RefSeq, a predicted model, not a curated record
GAUGAUGUUGUGAUUAGAAAGAUCGGAAGCGCGCGAAAAUGGAGGACGGAGCAGGAGAGGGCGAGCGGAAUCGAACGAGUCCGUCGAGUAGCGGCAGCAGACUGAGAGUCAGACCCGACCCUUUCUUGGUGGUCUGCCGCUUCUUCAGCGUCAUCACUGCUCUCACUGCCAUUCUCUGUAUCGUCGUCAACGUCCUCUCCGCCAUUCGAUCCUUCACCGACGGAUCUGAUAUUUUCGAUGGUAUAUUUCGGUGUUAUGCUGUUAUCAUUGCCAUUUUUGUGGUUGUGGCCGAGACCGAGUGGGCAUUCGUGAUCAAGUUCUGGAAGGUAUUGGAGUAUUGGGUUGGUAGGGGUAUGCUGCAGAUCUUUGUUGCGGUCAUGACAAGAGCUUUUCCUGACUAUACUGGUGCUAAUGAUGCGCUUGUUCUUCUCCAGAACAUAGCAAGCUAUAUGCUUCUUGCUUGUGGCGUGCUCUAUGUUAUUUCGGGAAUUUUAUGUAUUGGCUUCCUCAAACGUGCUCGCCAGCAGAAAGAAAUUUCAAGGGAUCAAGCAGUUAAGGAUCUUGAGGAAUUGGAGCGGCGGAGGGAAGAACUUGAAUCCUUGCUUCUUCAGGAAAGAGCCUAAAACGAGAUAGCCUAAGGGAAAGAAAAGUGACCUGUGAACCUUUUCAAUCAAUUCAUUUUGUAUGUUCUUUUCCUUUUAUUGUUUGAUUCUCCUAGUGAGUUUCCUCAACUUAGUUAUUCACAGGAGCUUAUUUCUUUGUAUAGUUAAUGUGAAAGGUGUGUCUUUCACUCUUUCCUUAGUUAAAAUGUCGAAGAUAUGUUUCCUGCAGCUUCAAUGCUGCAAACUUACAUACCUUUUAUAUCGGACUUCUAUCAAAUACUUCUGCAAAGUUAUUUUUUGAUGCAGCA